AUGGACGAAGAAAGCCAAGAGAUCCAGCCCGAAGACCAGAGCUGCUGGGCCACCCUGCCCGAUGUGUGCCUGCGUCGUGUUUUCUGGUGGCUGGGAGACAGGGACAGGUCCAGGGCGGCCCUUGUCUGCAAGAAAUGGAACCAGAUGAUGUAUUCGGCCGACCUCUGGCGAUACAGGACCAUCACGUUCAGUGGGAGACCUUCCAGGGUACACGCCUCCGAGUUUGAGUCAGCUCUUUGGUAUGUUAAGAAAUUUGGUCGUUAUCUGGAGCACCUGGAGAUCAAAUUCCUGAAUCCUUACAACGCUGUCUUGACCAAGAAGUUCCAGGUCACCAUGCGAGGCCUUCUUUCGAGCCUGGGCAAGUGUAACAACCGCCUGAGGUCUCUUUCCAUCCAGCACCUGGAGCUGGACCGCCUGGUCUGGAGACACAGCAUCAGGAGUUCGUUCGUCAAGAGCCUGAGCUUCUUCUUAAAGAAAAUGGGCAAACACCUGGAUUACCUCAACCUGAAAGGGGCCAGGCUGACUGUGGAGCAAGGCUGCCACGUCCUCAACUCCCUGAGCUACUUGCGGAAUGAGAGUAUGGCGACAGAGCUCAACAUCGAGGACAUCUUCAGCCAUCACCUCGCUGUCUACAGCAGCCCCCAGUUCCACAAGACCAUGGCCACGUUCCGAAACCUGGCGUCCCUGACCCUGAACUACAACUGCAUCUCCGACGAGCUGCUCGAGAACUUGUGUGAGAACAAUGCCAGCACCCUCUGGACCAUAAACAUCAAAUGCCACAUCCAUGACCCCCACGGCCAGGUCAUCUGGGGCAUGUCCUGGGCCAAGCUGGCCAGGCAGGCUGUCAACCUGAAGGUGAACUUCUUCUUUGAGCGGGUCAUGAAGUACGAGCGCUUGGCCCGGAUCCUCUUGCAGGAGAUCCCCAUCAGGAGCAUCAGUCUGAGAAGCUGCUAUUUCAGUGACCCGGACUGGUCCAUGCGGCCCACUCUCCUGGAUCUGCUGCCCACCUUCCGGCACACUCUGCAGAAAUUAACUUUUGAGUUCAACAACAACCACGAGUCACUCGACAAGGAGCUGCACCUCCUCAUCCUAUCCUGCAGAAAGUUGUUUUACUUCAAAAUCUGGGCUUUCCUUGAUGUGAAGUUCGUGGAGCGGAUCCUGAAGAGUCAGGAAGAAGGGCAGUGUGCCCUGCGCACACUCAAGGUGAGAAUUUAUACAAACAGAUAUGAGACAAAUGAAGAGGACAGGACGCUGCGGGAAAUUUACCGGAAGUACAGAAAGCUGAUCGAUUCAGAGCUUAACUAUUUUGUCAUCGCCUACCCCAUGAUGUAA
This is a messenger RNA of Myotis daubentonii (Daubenton's bat), 1332 nucleotides long. It is a transcript of the gene FBXO39, whose product is annotated as F-box protein 39. Gene Ontology annotation, cellular component: SCF ubiquitin ligase complex. Gene Ontology annotation, biological process: SCF-dependent proteasomal ubiquitin-dependent protein catabolic process. Lineage: Eukaryota; Metazoa; Chordata; Mammalia; Chiroptera; Vespertilionidae. Gene Ontology annotation, molecular function: protein binding. The record is from RefSeq and is a predicted model, not a curated record.